AUGGCAGCAUCUAGUUCCAAAAAGACAGCAACUAAGAAUGUUGAAGCACUUGCAUCUCUUCACCAGACAUCUGCUGGAGUUAAUGGAGCUGUUUUCCUUAUAAUUCUUAUAUUCCAUAGACCCGCAACAAUCUGGCCUUUCCUUUUAUUUCUGACACCAUCUUGGGGCCUUCAAUAUUAUCUUGAAAAGCAAGGUCGUCCAAAGUAUGUGACAGACCUUGGAGUCUCUAAGCUUAAACAUCCAGGUAAUGAUAUUCAUUUUGGAUUAUAUGAACACUUGUUUGAUGUUGUUUAUCUUACUUGGAUUAUUGACGUAUUGAUGGUUCUCUUUGGUACCAACAAAGUAUGGUGGUUAUUAUUAUCAAUUCCUGGAUUUGGUCUUUAUAAGAUUAGCCUGUUUCUACCUGGCUUGAUGGGUUUAUUACCUAAAAGAGCGAAGAAGACUUCUUAG
Messenger RNA from Lizanozyma spartinae, 450 nucleotides. RefSeq lists its product as uncharacterized. Lineage: Eukaryota; Fungi; Ascomycota; Pichiomycetes; Serinales; Debaryomycetaceae. The transcript has a single exon. Gene Ontology annotation, cellular component: intracellular membrane-bounded organelle. The coding region runs from base 1 to 450 and encodes 149 amino acids. The record is from RefSeq and is a predicted model, not a curated record. Gene Ontology annotation, biological process: vacuolar protein processing.